GCAGCAACAACAGCAACAACAAAAACAUAAACAACGACAACCGCGACAAUGGCACAUCGCCCUCGGACCUAUCCCAAGACAAAAUAAUUUGUGCUUUGCACUCGACGCCAACGUUCCCUGUUUACUUUUGAUAGGCAAUAAAAAGUCAAAUAAGACAAAGCAAAUACCAAACGAUUCCAUGAAGCGUGAAUUGGGGCGAAAGCGAAUGCAGGGCACAAAAACAAGAUGCAGGAUCAAUGCGAAUAUCGGUCUUUUAUCGCUGCUGCGAAAACUGCGACCAAAUCCGGAAAAGGAAGCGCGGAUUCUGCUGCUUGGUUUGGACAAUGCCGGCAAGACAACAAUUCUGAAGCAGCUGGCAUCCGAGGACAUAACAACUGUAACGCCCACAGCGGGAUUUAAUAUCAAGUCUGUAGCCGCAGAUGGCUUUAAGCUAAAUGUGUGGGACAUUGGCGGCCAAUGGAAGAUUCGACCGUAUUGGAAGAAUUACUUUGCCAAUACAGAUGUUUUGAUCUAUGUUAUUGACUGUACAGAUCGCACACGUUUUUCGGAGGCAGGCAGUGAGCUCUUUGAGAUGCUGAUGGAUAAUCGGCUGAAGACGGUCCCUUUGCUGGUCUUUGCCAACAAACAGGACUUGCCCAAUGCUAUGACUGCCUCCGAAGUGGCCGAGAAAAUGGGUUUAGUGCGUCUGCAGGAGCGCACUUGGGAGAUCAAGGCUUGUACUGCGGUCGAUGGUACAGGGCUGAAGGAAGGCAUGGACUGGGUGUGCAAGAAUAUGAAGAAGUAAUCUCUUAAUUUUAUUAUGCUAAUGUAAGAUGAAAGCUAUUAACGUGCACUGAUCAACUAUUAAAAUACACGCAAUAAUAAUUAUUAUAAAUUGGUUAAA
This is a messenger RNA of Drosophila nasuta, 883 nucleotides long. Its product is annotated as ADP-ribosylation factor-like protein 3. The record is from RefSeq and is a predicted model, not a curated record. NCBI's taxonomy places the organism in Eukaryota, Metazoa, Arthropoda, Insecta, Diptera, Drosophilidae. The transcript is spliced from 4 exons. Gene Ontology annotation, molecular function: GTPase activity; GTP binding. Bases 179 to 784 code for a protein of 201 amino acids.